GUGUUUCUGUGUAGACUGUCUGGACAUUCUGGUGGGCGCAGGGGCGUCGAACAGUGCCCGUAACCUGGACCCGUGGCGCUGCUUCAUGUGCCAGCCCCUGCAGACCUACGGCGUGCUCAAACGACGCCACGACUGGAGCAUGAAGCUGCAGGAGUUCUUCGUCAACGACAAUGGCCGGGAGUUUGUGAGUCCCAUCAAGAUACUUUAGUUAACUCCUCACAUUGACCCUUGUCCCACUACUGAGGCCAAACUAACUUAGCUCAUACAGUAUCUAGGGCCUGCCGAUCGUCUUGGUCAGGUCAUAGGGUCAGGAAAACUUCAGGGUCCCACUCAUAGCAACAUUACUACAGUACAUACAGUAUUUGUGUUUGUUUAUAUAAACAUUUUGAUUUGGUCUAUAUGUUUCUCAGGAAAGCCCAAAGAUCUACCGGGCUGUACCUGCAGAACAGAGGCGCCCCAUCCGUGUGCUGUCACUGUUCGAUGGCAUCGCCACUGGUAAGUGUGUGUGCGCGUGCGUAUAGGUGUCAAUGCAUUACUCAAGUGUAAUAUUCAGAACCCGCAAAAAAAUAUCUUGACAUACAGUACCAGUCAAAAGUUUGGACACACCUACUCAUUCAAGGGGUUUUCUUUAUUUUAUACUAUUUUCUACAUUGUAGAAAAAUAGUGAAGACAUCAAAACUAUGAAAUAACACAUAUGGAAUCAUGUAGUAACCAAACAAUUGUUAAACAAAUCAAAAUAUAUUUUGUAUUUGAGAUUCUUCAAAGUAGAUACCCUUUGCCUUGAUGGCAGCUUCUUGGCAUUCUCUCAACCAGCUUCAUGAGGUAGUCACCUGGAAUGCAUUUCAAUUAACAGGUGUGCCUUGUUAAAAAUUAAUUUGUGGAAUUUCUUUCCUUCUUAAUGCGUUUGAGCCAAUCAGUUGUGUUGUGACAUGACAGAAGAUUUGGUAAAAGACCAAGUCCAUAUUAUGGCAAGAACAGCUCAAAUAAGCAAAGAGAAACGACAGUCCAUCAUUACUUUAAGACAUGAAAGUCAGUCACUCCGGAAAAUUUCAAGAACUUUGAACGUUUCUUCAAGUGCAGUCGCAAAAACCAUCAAGCGCUAUGAUGAAACUGGCUCUCAUGAGGACCGUCACAGGAAUGGAAGACCCAGAGUUACCUCUGCUGCAGAGGAUAAGUUCAUUAGAGUUAACUGCACCUCAGAUUGCAACCCAAAUAAAUGCUUCACAGAGUUCAAGUAACAGACACAUCUCAACAUCAACUGUUCAGAGGAGACUGUGUGAAUCAGGCCUUCAUGGUCGAAUUGCUGCAAAGAAACCACUACUAAAGAACACCAAUAAGAAGAAGAGACUUGCUUGGCCCAAGAAACACGAGCAAUGGACAUUAGACCGGUGGAAAUCUGUCCUUUGGUCUGUUGAGUUCAUAUUUGAGAUUUUUGGUUCCAACCUCCGUGUCUUUGUGAGACGCAGAGUAGGUGAAUGGUUUAUCUCCGCAUGUGUGGUUCCCGCUGUGAAGCAUGGAGGAGGAGGUGUGAUGGUGUGGGGGUGCUUUGCUGGUGACACUGUCAGUGAGUUAUUUAGAAUUCAAGGCGCACUUAACCAGCAUGGCUACCACAGCAUUCUGCAGCGAUACGCUAUCCCAUCUGGUUUGGGCUUAGUGGGACUAUCAUUUGUUUUUCAACAGGACAAUAACCCAACACACCUCCAGGCUGUGUAAGGGCUAUUUUACCAAGAAGGAGAGUGAUGGAGUGCUGCAUCAAAUGACCUGGCCUCCACAAUCACCCGACCUCAACCCAAUUGAGAUGGUUUGGGAUGAGUUGGACCACAGAGUGAAGGAAAAGCAGCCAACAAGUGCUGUGGGAACUCUUUGAAGACUGUUGGAAAAGCAUUCUUCAUGAAGCUGGCUGAGAGAAUGCCAAGAGUGUGCAAAGCUGUCAUCAAGGCAAAGGGUGGCUACUUUGAAGAAUCUAAAAUCUAAAAUAUAUUUUGAUUUGUUGAACACUAUUUUGGUUACUACAUGAUUCCAUAUGUGUUAUUUCAUAGUUUUGAUGUCUUCACUAUUAUUCUACAAUGUAGAAAAUAGUAAAAAAUUAAGAAAUACCCUUGAAUGAGUAGGUGUGUCCAAACUUUUGACUAGUACUGUAUGUUUACCUGUGUGUGCGUGUGUUUAGGCUACUUAGUGCUACGAGACCUAGGAUUCAAAGUGGACCAUUAUAUUGCGUCAGAGGUGUGUGAAGAUUCCAUAUCGGUGGGCGUCGUCCGACAUGAAGGAAGAAUCCAGUAUGUGCACGACGUUCGCAACAUCUCCAGGAAGAAUGUAAGCAGAUCAAAUCUCUCUCUCUUCACAUUCUUUACAUAUGGGUGGGUAGAACAAAUUGAAUCUGAGUUAAAUCAUAUAGAGGGAGGGGUGAGAGAGGGUAGAGUACUAGGUUUGCCUCUAAAGUAAAGAUCCAAUCCAUUCCCCAAUGACUCUGUCACGAUCGUCGGAUACCGAGGACCAAGGCGCAGCGUGGAAGGUGAACAUACUUAUUUAUUUAAAUGAUUACACGAACAAAACAACAAAUCGAUACAUGACGUCCAAAGGUGCAAACCACAAACCUACACAGGAACAAGAUCCCACAAACACUGUGGAAAAACAGACUGUUUAAAUAUGGUUCCCAAUCAGAGACAACCAGCAACAGCUGACACUCGUUGCCUCUGAUUGAGAACCACUCUGGCCAACAUAGAAACACAAUAACUAGAACCACACCCUAGAAACACAAAACUAGAACAACACAAAGAACACUCACACCCUGGCUCAACAUACAAGCGUCCCCAGAGCCAGGGCGUGACAGACUCAUUAUCUUGUUGUGUAAAGCAGGUGCUUCUUUUCCUUCUCCUAAACAUAUGACGAAAUAUCGUUAUAUUUAACAAAAGUAACAUUUUACUUUACAAUAUUACUUAGUGUGGAAAGUAAUACAUUAUAUUACUUUGCGUUACUUUCAUGAAAAAAAUCUCAAUCUCCCUGUUUGCUUGACUGUCAGAGGGAGCAAGGUGAGCCUCGCGCUCUACCAAAGAUAGGCUACUUUCUAACUCAGGUUUGAUCACUUUCUCCUUUCAUUGGUGGCGCUGCUUUCCUGCACUAGUCUACAAGUGAUGCGCUAUCAUAUGGGCUGCUUAAUUAGCCAUACAGUGAGGGAAAAAAGUAUUUGAUCCCCUGCUGAUUUUGUAUGUUUGCCCACUGACAAAGAAAUGAUCAGUCUAUAAUUUUAAUGGUAGGUUUAUUUGAACAGUGAGAGACAGAAUAACAACAAAAAUAUCCAGAAAAACGCAUGUCAAAAAUGUUAUAAAUUGAUUUGCAUUUUAAUGAGGGAAAUAAGUAUUUGACCCCCUCUCAAUCAGAAAGAUUUCUGGCUCCCAGGUGUCUUUUAUACAGGUAACGAGCUGAGAUUAGGAGCACACUCUUAAAGGGAGUGCUCCUAAUCUCAGCUUGUUACCUGUAUAAAAGACACCUGUCCACAGAAGCAAUCAAUCAAUCAGAUUCCAAAUUCUCCACCAUGGCCAAGACCAAAGAGCUCUCCAAGGAUGUCAGGGACAAGAUUGUAGACCUACACAAGGCUGGAAUGGGCUACAAGACCAUCGCCAAGCAGCUUGGUGAGAAGGUGACAACAGUUGGUGCGAUUAUUCGCAAAUGGAAGAAACACAAAAUAACUGUAAAUCUCCCUCGGCCUGGGGCUCCAUGCAAGAUCUCACCUCGUGGAGUUGCAAUGAUCAUGAGAACGGUGAGGAAUCAGCCCAGAACUACACGGGAGGAUCUUGUCAAUGAUCUCAAGGCAGCUGGGAACAUAGUCACCAAGAAAACAAUUGGUAACACACUAUGCUGUGAAGGACUGAAAUCCUGCAGCGCCCGCAAGGUCCCUCUGCUCAAGAAAGCACAUAUACAGGCCCGUCUGAAGUUUGCCAAUGAACAUCAGAAUGAUUCAGAGGAGAACUGGGUGAAAGUGUUGUGGUCAGAUGAGACCAAAAUCGAGCUCUUUGGCAUCAACACAACUGGCCGUGUUUGGAGGAGGAGGAAUUCUGCCUAUAACCCCAAGAACACCAUCCCCACCGUCAAACAUGGAGGUGGAAACAUUAUGCUUUGGGGGUGUUUUUCUGCUAAGAGGACAGGACAACUUCACCGCAUCAAAGGGACAAUGGACGGGGCCAUGUAACGUCAAAUCUUGGGUGAGGGCAUUGAAAAUGGGUCGUGUAUGGGUAUUCCAGCAUGACAAUGACCCAAAACACACGGCCAAGGCAACAAAGGAGUGGCUCAAGAAGAAGAACAUUAAGGUCCUGGAGUGGCCUAGCCAGUCUCCAGACCUUAAUCCCAUAGAAAAUCUGUGGAGGGAGCUGAAGGUUUGAGUUCCCAAACGUCAGCCUCGAAACCUUAAUGACUUGGAGAAGAUCUGCAAAGAGGAGUGGGACAAAAUCCCUCCUGAAAUAUGUGCAAACCUGGUGGCCAACUACAAGAAACGUCUGACCUCUGUGAUUGCCAACAAGGGUUUUGCCACCAAGUACUAAGUCAUGUUUUGCAGAGGGGUCAAAUACUUAUUUCCCUCAUGAAAAUGCAAAUCAAUUCAUAACAUUUUUGACAUGCGUUUUUCUGGAUUUUUGUUGUUGUUAUUCUGUCUCUCACAAUAAACCUACCAUUAAAAUUAUAGACUGAUCAUGUCUUUGUCAGUGGGCAAACGUAAAAAAUCAGCAGGGGAUCAAAUACUUUUUUCCCUCACUGUAUAUACUGUAAGCCAAAUAUCUGGACAGAUUUCCUAUCUUUUCAUUCAAAAUCUUUAUCUCGAGCCGCCAGGUCUGGUUAUAGACCGCCCGUCCACGGACCCAUAGAGAUGUAUAGAGGGCACACGUGCCACUGUACAGGAAGCCCUCUAUGGGCUUUGCUAUCACAGAAGCAAUCAAUGGCAAAGAUCAGCGCUGUGCCCUCUAUAAAAAAAAUUGUUGGUACAAUUUUUUAAACAAUACAGAACAUUGGAUUAUGAAAACACGUGGCAGGUAGAGUUAUUGUAAUAAUAUUACCCAAUUUGAAAAAAGUUAUAUGUUACUUUACUCCAUUACUCAUAAAAGUACAAUCUGAUUACGUAAAGUGUUUCUUUUGUAACACAUAACCCUCAACACUGGUCAUAAGGAGUAGUCCUCGUCAGUGUCUUGGAAAAUCAAACAAUUGCACACAUUCAUACCACACACCUGUUAAUGGUUUGUUCUGUGGGCCAUUGCCUGUCCAGACAGGACAGUAGUACCUUAUUGUAGCCUAAUGAGCCUCACCUUUUAGUGAAUGCCCCCCUGACCUACAUUAUGUGGAUCCACAAUGAAACAUAUACAGACUCAUGGGCUCGCGAGGGCUCUUUUGAGAGCUUCAACACAAGAGCACAAACAUGCAAACACACACAGCAACAGACAACAUUAACCACACACACAACCUUGAUCCACCCAGCUUUCAUCUCUGUUCAUAACAAAACACAACUCCCCCUCUACUCCCAAGUCGAACCUAAACACAUAGCUCCACCACAGCUGCAGAGAGGGGUGUGCUGCCGGGUUGCAUGCGAGUCCGUGACGUCAUCUGGUUUAGAGGACAAAGCACAGCCUCUUGUCAGAGUAAAUCCCCCAGAACCCAUUCACCCCUUUGUCAGCGACUCAGAGCACUCCUCAAAGAGGGGCCCGGGGAGGGUCUGCUCUGGCCCUGCUUGGGGAACCUACACCCUCUCUCUCACUAUCCAAGGCCUUUGUCACAGAUGAAAAGGCCCCUAUGUAGAGCUGGGGAGGAGUGGGGUGUUCUGUAGGGAAGUGUGUGUGUGUGUGUGUGUGUGUGUGGGGGGGGGGGGGGGGGGGGCGGUCUGUAUGGGUCAGUGCCUUCAGAAAAUAUUCACACUCCUUGACCUUCUCCACAUUUGUUGUGUUACAGGCCUACACACAAUACCCCAUAAUGUCGAAGUGGAAUUAUGUUUUUAGACAUUUUUGCAAAUUAAAUAUGAAAAGCUGAAAUGUCUUGAGUCAAUAAGUAUUCAACCCCUUUGUUAUGACAAGCCUAAAUAAGUUCAGGAGUGUACAUUUGCUUAACAAGUCGCAUACUGUAUGUAAAUGUGAUAUUUAUUUAUUUAUUUAUUUUUACAUUUGCAAACAUUUCUAAAAACUUGUUUUUGCUUUCUUAUAAUGGGAUAUUGUGUGUAGAUUGAUGAGGGGAAAAAACAUGGACUCACUGUGUGCAAUAAUUGUGUUUAACAUGACUUUUGAAUGACUACCUGAUUUCUGUACCCCACACAUACAAUUAUCUGUAAGAUCCCUCAGUGGAGCAGUGAAUUUCAAACACAGAUUUAACCACAAAGAACAGGGAGAUUUUCCAAUGCCUCGCAAAGAAGGGCACCUAUUGGUAGAUUGGUUAAAAAAAAGCAGACAUUGAAUAUUCCUUUGAGCAUGGUGAAGUUAUUAUUUACACUUUGGAUGGUGUAUGAAUACACCCAGUCACUACAAAGAUACAGGCGUCCUUCCUAACUGAGUUGCCAGAGAGGAAGGUAUGGGGGAUUUCACCAUGAGGCCAAAGGUGACUUUAAAACAGUUACAGAGUUUAAGGAGCUUACAGAGAUAGGAGAAAACUGAGGAUGGAUCCACAACAUUGUUGUUGCUCCACAAUACUAACCUAAAUGACAGAGUGAAAAGAAAAGGAAGACUGUAUAGAAUAAAAUAUUCCAAAACAUACAUCCUGUUUGCAAUAAGGCACUAAAGUACAACUGCAAAAAUGUGGCAAAGAAAUUAACUUUAUAUCCUGAAUACAAAGCGUUAUGUUUGGGGCAAAUACAACACAGCACAUCACUAAGUACCACUCUUCAUAUUUUCAAGCAUGGUGUUGGCUGCAUCAUGUUAUGGAUAUGCUUGUCAUCGUCAAGGACAAGGGAGUUUUUUAGGAUAAAAAGAAACGGAAUAGAGCUAAGCAUAGGCAAAAUCCUAGAGGAAAACAUGGUUCAGUCUGCUUUCACCUGGAAGACAAAUUCACGUUUCAGCAGGACAAUAACCUAAAACACAAGGCCAAAUAUACACUGGAGUUGCUUACCAAGACGACAUUGAAUGUACCUGAGUGGCCUAGUUAUAGUUUUGACUUAAAUAGGCUUGAAAAUAUAUGGCAAGACUUGAAAAUGGCUGUCUAGCAAUGAUGAACAACUAAUUUGACAUAGCUUGAAGAAUUGUAAAUAUAAUAAUGUGCAAAUAUUGUACAAUCCAGGUGUGCAAAGCUCUUAGAGACUUACCCAGAAAGACUAACAGCUGUAAUCGCAGCCAAAGGUGAUUCAAACAUGUAUUGACUCAGGGUUGUGAAUACUUAUGUAAAUGAGAUAUUUAUUUAUUUCAUUUUCAAUACAUUUGCUAACAUUUCUAAAAAUCAUUAUGGUGUAGUUUGUGUAGAUGAGUGAGAAAAAUAAAUGUUUUAAUAAAUUUUGAAUUCAGGCUGUAAUACAACAAAAUGUGCAGUAAGUCAAGGGGUAUGAAUACUUUCUGAAGGCACUGUACUACCCUGUGUUGAGGGUGUUGGGCAAUAUGGAUGGGGUGUCGGGGGGAGGGGGUGACACUAUGUUGGGAUAGGAUAGGUGGGAUUGGGAAUGAGAAAAGGCAGAUGGGUACAGAUGUUGGGGCGUGUGUUACACUCAGUCUGACAGUAGGUGGUGCGGUUGUCUCACACAGAUAGAAGAGUGGGGCCCAUUUGACCUGGUGAUCGGAGGAAGCCCCUGUAACGACCUGUCUAUUGUCAACCCCGCCAGGAAGGGACUGUACGGUAAGAAACCUAAUCAAAAUAAAAAAAAUUAAUCAAACUUCAUUAAAUGUAUUAAUAAGCAUGCUUCACUUCACUCUAAUUACACUUUAAAAUCCAUGCCAAGUGUUACAGGCUAAAAUUCCAGUGAAGUAUUUCUUAUGAAAUAUAAUUUAUAUACAUUCCCUCUUACAUGUACAUUAUAGACUUGUACCUCUAAACGUCUAGGGCAACGUGUAAGGUAUAAGAAUCAGAGGGAUAUUUGAAACUCAUAAUGGCAGAUGUAUAAUUGGAAUUAGGGCUGGCCAGUAUACCAUAUUUUACUAUUUACCGGUAUUGAUGCACGGACCGGUUUGGGUUUUUACUUUACCUUCUAUAACGGUAUUUGAAUGUUUGGUUUGUUAGAUGUGAUAUGCCGUGUGUAUCGUCCAUUUUUAUAGUUUACUCCGCUACUUGAGUCAUCUCUCUCUGCUCUCUCUCUCCAUGCUGUUUUCCACACAGACCUAGUCCCGCCCCGUCACUUAAGGAGCGCAUUUGUUGUUGCUCGACCACGAGACACUUGCGUUCAGUCUGCAUGGUCAAAGCAGCACAUGCAACAAUGUUGAUAACUAUGAUGCUGUUUCCACUUUGCUUCUUAAUAUGAAUCCACAAGCGUUCUAUAAUUACACUAUUAUUUUGUGUUUCUUACAUCUGCAAACAGCUAGUUUGUCUUUUCUUAGCAAGUUGUGUUUAAGUCGUGUUAGCCGGUAAUGCUAAUUGCUAGUUAGCAUUAAUAUGAUAGCAUGAAUAUGUUAGCUACAUGAAGUAGCUAAGAGAAGUCAUUUAAUGUAGCCAAAGAUUAUAGUGUCGGCUAGGAAACGCUGACCAACACUUUGGUUCCUACCCUAUCACAAUAACUGCUCCCUGCCAUUUUCAUUAGAUGUCAUGUCAAAUAACACUGUAUUCAAAGUGCCCACUAUUAUCUUUUAACUAUAGAAUUCUAAUAAUCAUUAUUUUUCCAUCAUUCCACCAGUUCACCCAUGUGUUUUGAUCUAAAUCACAAGUCAAAUCGCAAUUGCAACAUUUGGUAAAAUAUAAGGCCUAAAGUUGUUUUGCCCAUAUCGUGCAGCCCUAUGUGGCAAUGUGGAAAUGAUCUCAAAUGAGUGCAGGAAAUGCAGAAAUGUAUUUUUGGUUUAAGUUGAAUUGAACAGUAUAAAACAAUCAGAAUGGAGACCAAUUGGAAUCACUUAGAACGUAUGUGUUGCCACCCUAGGGUCACGCACUACUCAUAAAGAAAAUGUAUAACUUUUAUUAUUCAAAAACAUAAAAUACAGUCCAAACAAAAAAUGUAUACUGUGAUAUGAUAUUUUGGCCAUAUCACCCAGCCCUAAUUGCAAUUGAUGUAUAUUAUUAUUCAGUUUACAUUGGACUGUAGUAGGAAUCUCCUAGCGUGUUCUCCUCAUCCUGUGGUCCUCUGUAGCUCAGCUGGUAGAGCACGGCGCUUGUAACGUUCAAUCCCCGGGACCACCCAUACACAAAAAUGUAUGCACGCAUGACUGUAAGUCGCUUUGGAUAAAAGUGUCUGCUAAAUGGCAUAUUAUUAUUAUUAUUAUCCUCCGUCUGUCUGUCUAGAGGGCACAGGGAGGUUGUUCUUUGAGUUCUACCGCCUGCUGAGUGAAGCCAAGCCCAAGGAGGGCGAGGACCGCCCCUUCUUCUGGAUGUUCGAGAAUGUGGUUGCCAUGGGCGUCAACGAUAAGAGAGACAUCUCCCGUUUCCUCGAGGUUUGUUAUAUCCACAAUAUCAAUUCAAUGUCAACGGCUCAAUACAAGUGACAAUCUUAGAGGUCUUUAGCAUUACCUCAUGAGAUAGUUUGAGAAGUUGUCUAGUCUACUUAGUCUUUAUGUAUUGUUACUGACUCACAACAUAACACAAGGAGUGAAAAUGUGUAACCCACGGUAGCAGUGGUAUGUUAAAUGAAACACCAACCUGUGUGUGUGUGUGUUUGUGUGUGUGUGUCCUACAGUGCAAUCCAGUAAUGAUCAAUGCCAUUGAUGUGUCUGCGGCUCACAGAGCUAGGUACUUCUGGGGCAACCUACCAGGGAUGAACAGGUGUGUGAUGCCCACAGUGUACGUGUUUUUCUAUACUAACACAAUCUUUCAUAUUCCUUUUGUUAUUUUACAAUACAAGAAUGACCAAAUUGCAUGGUAAAAUGUAAUGGUAAUUACACAGUAAUAACCUUUUAAUUACUUUUACUUGUUUGUUCAUUUGGGAUUCAUGAAACGCACCACUUGACACCAUUUGAUAGUUGGCAGUUGUGUUUGAUAAGUAAAUGCUAGAAAGUACACAUUGCUACUAGUGGAAAACUAGUGGAAAACGUACAGUAAAAUAAAGUGCUAGCCAAUUUACUUCACUUUAUGGAUCUCUUGGAGGAUUCCAUUUCUAAUUCCCAUUCUUGUGUCAGGCCUCGGUGUGCAUCUGGGAUGGACAAGCUAGAGCUACAGGACUGUCUGGAACAUGGCCGUGUGGCUAAGGUAACACUAUCUAUCUCGCCUUCAUUCAGUGGAACUGGACAGGAAUCACUAAGUGAUUUUAUUUCAAUAUAUAUUUCACUAUAUUUCAAGAUAUAUUUCAAUAUAUGCCACAAAAAAACAUAGAUCCACAUAUUGUACAGUACAGAGGAGAAUAAAAACAGUCCCUCUGUGGCUCUCUCUGUUUUACAUAUAUAUACUGUACCAGUCAAAAGUUUAGACACACCUACUCAUUCAAGGGUUUUUCUUUAUUUUUUACUAUUUUCUACAUUGUAGAAUAAUAGUGAAGAUAUCAAAAUUAUGAAAUAACACAUAUGGAAUCAUAUAGUAACCUAAAUCUAUUUUAUAUUUGAGAUUCUUCAAAGUAGCCACCCUUUGCCUUGAUGACAGCUUUGCACACUCUUGGCAUUCUCUCAACCAGCUUCAUGAGGUAGUCACCUGGAAUGCAUUACAAUUAACAGGUGUGCCUUCCUAAAAGUUAAUUUGUGGAAUUUCUUUCCAUCUUAAUGCGUUUGAGCCAAUCAGUUGUGUUGUGACAAGGUAGGGGGUGUAUACAGAAGAUAGCCCUAUUUGGUAAAAGACCAAGUCCAUAUUAUGGCAAGAACAGCUCAAAUAAGCAAAGAGAAACGACAGUCCAUCAUUACUUUAAGACAUGAAGGUCAGUCAAUCCGGAAAAUUUCAAGAACUUUUAAACUUUCUUAAAUUUACAUUUUUCAAGUGCAGUCGCAAAAACCAUCAAGCGCUAUGAUGAAACUGGCUCUCAUGAGGACCGCCACAGGAAUGGAAGACCCAGAGUUACCUCUGCUGCAGAGGAUAAGUUCAUUAGAGUUACCAGCCUCAGAAAUUGCAGCCCAAAUAAAUGCUUCACAGAGUUCAAGUCACAGACACAUCUCAACAUCAACUGUUCAGAGGAGACUUUGUGAAUCAGGCCUUCAUGGUCGAAUUGCUGCAAAGAAACCACUACUAAAGGACACCAAUAAGAAGAAGAGACUUGCUUGGGCCAAGAAACAUGAGCAAUGGACAUUAGACCGGUGGAAAUGUGUCCUUUGGUCUGGAGUCCAAAUUUGAGAUUUUUGGUUCCAACCGCCGUGUCUUUGUGAGACGCGGUGUGGGUGAACGGAUGAUCUCCGCAUGUGUAUUUCCCACCGUAAAGCAUGGAGGAGGAGGUGUUAUGGUGUGGGCGUGCUUUGCUGGUGACACUGUCAUUGAUUUGUUUAGAAUUCAAGGCACACUUAACCAGCAUGGCUACCACAGCAUUCUGCAGCGAUACGCCAUCCCAUCUGGUUUGCGCUUAGUGGGACUAUCAUUUGUUUUUCAACAGGACAAUGACCCAACACACCUCCAGGCUGUGUAAGGGCUAUUUUACCAAGAAGGAGAGUGAUGGAGUGCUGCAUCAGAUGACCUGGCCUCCACAAUCACCCGACCUCAACCCAAUUGAGAUGGUUUGGGAUGAGUUGGACCGCAGAGUGAAGGAAAAGCAGCCAACAAGUGCUCAGCAUAUGUGGGAACUCCUUCAAGACUGUUGUAAAAGCAUUCCAGGUGAAGCUGGUUGAGAGAAUGCCAAUAGUGUGCAAAGCUGUCAUCAAGGCAAAGGGUGGCUACUUUGAAGAAUCUCAAAUAUAAAAUAUAUUUAGGUUUGUUGAACACUUUUUUGGUUACUACAUGAUUCCGUAUGUGUUAUUUCAUAGUUUUGAUGUCUUCACUAUUAUUCUACAAUGUAGUAAAAAUAAAGAAAAACCCUUGAAUGAGUAGGUGUGUCAAAACUUUUGACUGGUACUGUAUAUUUAUAUAUAUUGUAUUAAUAUGAGUGUGCAUUUUCUUUGUCCUGUAGUUUGGAAAGGUGCGCACCAUCACCACGCGCUCUAACUCCAUCAAGCAAGGCAAAGACCAGCACUUCCCUGUCAUGAUGAAUGGCAAAGAGGACAUCCUGUGGUGCACCGAGCUGGAGAGGUGAGACCUAGACCCACAACUCUAAUCUGACUGUGCCACUCUCUUGGGACUCAUUUGUCCCAAGUGCGCCCUAUACCUUUUCUAACUCUGUGGUACCUCUGUUAAAAAACAAUGGCAAAUCACAUUCCUGGGUCAUAUUCACUAGGCUCCAAACAAAAGAAAACAGACUGAAACAGGGAGGGACUACCAGAACUUGUGCAAAGCUCGUUUUUGUUUUCUGUGCAAAAUGUUUUGCUACUGUGUGCACUAAUGAAGAAGAACCAGCUCUGCCCACAAUGCCUUCUGAUGCCAUUUUAAUAAUAAUAAUACAUUUUAUUUUAAGCAUUUUCCACGACACACAAAGUCGCUUUACAUACACAAGACAAUCAGCAGGAUAAAUAGCAAUAAAAUCACAUAUUAAAUAAGCAUAUAAAAGUACACUAAACAUUAAGGACAGACUAACCAUGGAGAACACUAAACAUGAUGACAGACUAACCAGGGAAGUGAACUAGACAGAGGAUGAAAGCUAAGACAACAGAGAAUCCGGGUAAGCCUGUGUGAAGAGGUGUGUCUUUGGUGUGAACAGGUGGGAGUAUAGGGGUGCAGGAGGUCAGUAAGGUAUGUGGGGGCCAGUCCAUUGAGUGCUUUGUAGGUGAGCAUGAGCAAUUUGAAGAUGAUCCUGUAUUGAACUGGGAGCCAGUGGGAGUGAUGUGGUCCCCAAGGUCUGGUGUGUGUGAGGAUUCGUGCAGCUGAAUUUUGAAUAUGUUAAAGUCUGUCCAGUGUUUUGGCGGUGAGUCCGUAAAGAAUGGCGUUGCAGUAGUACAGGGCUGAGAAAACAAAGGCGUAUAUGAGGGUUUCAUCAUUGGGGUCAGUGAGAGAGGGUCUGAGUCGUGAGAUGUUUUUGAGGUGGAAGAAGGCUGACUUGGUGAUGUUUCGGAUGUGGGGUUCAAAUGACAGAGUGGGGUCAAAUGUAACACCAAGGUUCCUGACUGUGGAGUUGGAGUGGAUGGCGCAGCUGUCGAUUGCCAUGUUGAGUUGACCCAGUUUCUUGAUCAGGGAGUUUGGGGCCCAUGAGUUUUGUCGUCAUUUAGUUUUAAAAGUUUCACUUCACAGAGAUAGUCAACAACACAGGGGGGUGGCAGAGUGAAGUUGUGUUUUGUGUGGAUGUAGAUUUGUGUGUCAUCUGCAUAACAGUGAAAUCUGAGUUCAAAUUGAUGGAGGAUCUGACCAAGGGGUAGCAUGUAAAUACUAAACAGUAAUGGACCUAACACUGAGCCUUGUGAGACACCUUGUGAUACACCAAUGUUCUGAUCCUCUGUUUCCUCAAGGAUCUUUGGCUUCCCAGUCCACUACACAGAUGUGUCCAACAUGGGCCGUGGUGCCAGGCAGAAGCUGCUGGGCAGGUCCUGGAGCGUCCCCGUCAUCAGACACCUGUUUGCCCCACUGAAGGACUACUUU
Messenger RNA from Coregonus sp. 'balchen', 13653 nucleotides. The record is from the annotation of a GenBank genome assembly. NCBI's taxonomy places the organism in Eukaryota, Metazoa, Chordata, Actinopteri, Salmoniformes, Salmonidae.